AAUUCCACUCCGUCGUCUUCGGUCUUCGCCUUCGGUACCCCUCUUCGGAAGGCACACCAAAAUCUCUAGUCUGACGUGCGUUCAACAACGAUGCGCAAGUUUACUCGUUGCUCCUUGAUCUUUAUCUUGGUAUUUGGUUUCGUUUGGUUUGCCCAACUGCGUCAGAUACCUGACUCAAUCGUUCGGCCGUCACACGAAAGCAAAAAUCGUUUCAACGAUUCUACAAAUUGUGGUUCUAAGGUUGUCUCUUUCUUUGACGGAGCUAGGGCUCGUGUGUGCUCUUUUUUAACCGCGGGAAAUGACGGGAUUUGGGAGCGUGCUUCAAAAUCUUGGGAGCCAUCUACUUUUCGGAUAUUCGCGUCCUUCAUCGACGAUGCCACAACAGUAAUCGAUUUUGGAGCCUGGAUCGGUGUGACACCUAUCUAUGCCGCAACACGUGCGAAACGCGUGAUAGCACUCGAGCCCGAUUUUGUGGCCUAUCAGAUCUUGCUAAAGAACGCAGAGUUGAAUCCUUCUCUCCCUAUAUCUGUCUUUCACUCCUGUGUAUCUUCACGUGAAGAGAGUGCGUCGAUGCGUGGAUACGCUCAACCAGGCGAUUCAGCUUCAAUGACCAAUGUUUUGAGUAACAAUGGUGUUUUGCUCGAUGCAAAUACUGACUCAGUGCAAUGUAGAGCGGCAAGCAAGCUAUUUCAAGAUUUUGGAGUUCCUCAGAACAGCAAAGUUUUCAUAAAGAUCGAUACUGAAGGUUUCGAGCAAGUCGUUGUACCUGCACUUCAUACCUUGCUUCAAACCUUGACUGUCCGUCCAACGUUGUUCAUCUCCAUGCAUAUUGGACAUCGUCAUCCAACUGAAGUUGAGCGCAAGGCCUUUGUCGACACACUGGCACUCUAUCACUCCUUGUUUGUUGUCGAAUUCAAUGUCUAUGGGCAGAGGGAUGAACAUUCGAAUAUUAAAAGGUUGGAGUCGCCACCUCACCCUGAAGAGCUCUGCACCUACUGUGAUUAUGUAGCAACCGACGAUGAGGACGCCUCAAACUUGAUAUUGACCACGUGA
This is a messenger RNA of Micromonas pusilla CCMP1545, 1053 nucleotides long. RefSeq lists its product as uncharacterized. Lineage: Eukaryota; Viridiplantae; Chlorophyta; Mamiellophyceae; Mamiellales; Mamiellaceae. The coding region runs from base 91 to 1053 and encodes 320 amino acids. The transcript has a single exon. The record is from RefSeq and is a predicted model, not a curated record.